Messenger RNA from Hyposmocoma kahamanoa, 628 nucleotides. It is a transcript of the gene CPH19, whose product is annotated as cyclin-dependent kinase inhibitor 1C-like. The transcript has 2 exons. Bases 21 to 581 code for a protein of 186 amino acids. The record is from RefSeq and is a predicted model, not a curated record. Lineage: Eukaryota; Metazoa; Arthropoda; Insecta; Lepidoptera; Cosmopterigidae.
UCACUACCAAAUUUAGCAAGAUGUUUUCUUUAAAAUCUAUCGUCCUUGUUGCUGCCGCUUUUGCCAUUAGUGCAGAAUGUAGUGCAGUGGCAGUGCCCGCAGCUGUAGCGGCUCCCUUAACAGUGCCUGCUCACGUUGGCUACGCUCAUGCUGUGCCUCAGAACAUUCCUCCAUAUGCAUCUCAAGUCAACGUGGUCAACAGGGCAGCUUACCUCGCUGCGCCUGUUGCGGCACCAGUGGCUGCAACCUUCGCUGCUCCAGUGGCAGCUUCGGUUGCAGCUCCCCUUACCGCCCCAAUACCGGCACCAUUCACGGCUCCAGUACCUGCACCCUUCACGGCUCCAGUACCUGUACCGUUUGCAUCACCGGUCGCUGCCCCAUUCUCUGCACCAGCAGUUGUACCUGUCUCGGCACCAAUAGCGGCACAAUUCCCUUCACCUAUUCCUACCCGUUUUGCUGCUCCAUUUGCCGCGUCUCCAUACAUCGCUGGCCCCGCGCCUUUCUAUCCUGCACCGGUACCAUACACACUGCCUGCCUCUGCGCCUUUCCCGGUGCCAUACGCCCCAGCAUUCGUCCGAUAGCAUUAAGAAAACAUCAAACACCUUCCUUUUCAUAAGACUGUUGCAUA